This is a messenger RNA of Komagataella phaffii GS115, 573 nucleotides long. RefSeq lists its product as hypothetical. The record is from RefSeq and is a predicted model, not a curated record. The transcript has a single exon. Lineage: Eukaryota; Fungi; Ascomycota; Pichiomycetes; Pichiales; Pichiaceae. The coding region runs from base 1 to 573 and encodes 190 amino acids.
AUGGACGGCGUAUGGCUGGAUGAUGCUCAUGAAGCUCAGAAUAAUGACAAAUACACACAGGGUGAAGACAGUAGGAUAAAGUUCCCCUGGUUCAAGAAAAGAUCUCAAGAAAAGAAGAUUCAGAUCAGUAAUCCCUUUGGGUUUAAUCAUGUAUUGCACGCAGACAAUCCAACUGCUGAAUCAAAUGUCACCAGAAAUAAUAGCGUGAACGAAAGAAGGUUAACGACAAGUACAACAAAUAGUGUUUUCACCAGAUCAACUUCGAUCUCUACACUGGCCACAACGCAUCAUCACGGGUUUCCUCGUCACGAAAAGAAACCAAGCUUACAGUCUUUGGAAAGGAUCGAAGAUCAAGUGAAUGGUUUGAAAUGCGAGAAUAAUCUUUACAAUCUUCCCGUGCACGGUUCGGACUGGGGGUUGACACUUGAAGCUAGACAGAAGGAAUGCGAUGCUGAAAUUGCUAGAUUAUAUGAAGAAUACUACGAGUUUGAAAAGAAUUUGAACGGUAGUUCUUAUGACACGACGAUUGCGUCGUUGAAUGCUGCUGAUGUUACGAAACGUUCAAGGAUAUAG